AUGUCGGGCCUCGAAGUCAUAAGCGGCAUCUCAGCUGUGAUCGGUAUUCUCGACGCCGCAGCAAAGAUCUACGACAGUGUCCGGGAUGAUCUGAACCUACCGGAAACAUUUACGGUCGUCAGGCGCCGAUUGCCGAUAAUCCUUGAUACUCUCCAGAUAUGUAAGGAUGACCUCCAACCAACGCAGGGCUCGAUGUCCCCCGACGCGCGCGACAGCUUCACGCAGAUCGUCGAGGUCUGCCAGGAGAAUGCCGAAAAAUUAAAGAUGAUCUUCGAAGCGACUAUUCCGGGGGAGAAUGAUACUUGGGAGAUACGAUAUAGAAAGGUGCUCCGGAGUCUUGGAAAGGGUAGCAGAGUAGAAGAGCUCAUGAUAUUGAUCACGCAAGACGUCGAGCUCAUGGUCAACAACCACGCGGUGAGAUCCGCGAAGCCGGAUCAGAUGAUGGAGCUGGCAAAUAUUAUUAAGGAGCUGGAGGAUGCGAAGACAUCAGUUAUUGAAGAUGAGAGGACGGCCUUUACUUUCCACAGUGGUGGGGGUGCACAAACAAACAGUCUGAACACCGGUACUGGACAGCAGAUCAAUAAUCUCGGAUAUGUUGGGACUCAGAACUUUAACCAGAGUAAGUAA
Molecule: messenger RNA, 627 nt
Organism: Aspergillus melleus
Lineage: Eukaryota; Fungi; Ascomycota; Eurotiomycetes; Eurotiales; Aspergillaceae
Exons: 1
Coding region: 1-627 (208 amino acids)
Source: RefSeq, a predicted model, not a curated record